UUGGAAGUUCGCGCACGGAACUGCCUGGCUAUGUGUGGUGAGCGAAACACGGCUUCGUGAUUUAACAACUCUUCGGUCUCCCAAACUCCAACUCCAACUCCAACCCACCACUACCGCUGCCACACCUGCAAGAGAGUGACAUAGGCCUAAAGUAAUUUAAAGUACAUUCUCUUGGACUGUUACAGUGGCGGCCAGCAUGAGCUUCAGUUCGGACUCCUUCACCUCCCCCAACCCAUUUCACAUCUGUAACAUCUGUCAGAAGGUGAUAAGGAAAAAGGAGAAAGGAGUCAGGGUGCCGCGACCCUUCUCCAGUGGACCAAGUGCCUUCAUUCCAAAGGAAGAGAUUGUGGAGGAGUCCCAAGUGGACCCCCUCACAGAGCAGCUCCUAGCCGAGGCCUACACUCCGUCGGGCCGCGUGGACCACCUGACCCAGGUGAUGGGACUGCACCCCCACUACCUGGAGUCCUUCCUGCACAGCCAGUUCUACCUGCUGAGGAUGGACGGCCCCUUGCCUCUCCACUGCCGACACUACAUUGCCAUCAUGGCUGCAGCGCGUCACCAGUGUUCCUUCCUGGUCUCUCUGCAUGUGCGUGAGUUCUACAGGAUGGGGGUGUGUCUGGACUGGCUGAAGGGCCUGCAGUACGUCCCUCAGAGACUGAGGAACCUCAACGAGAUCAACAAGCUCCUAGCACACAGACCUUGGCUCAUCACCAAGGUGCACAUUCAGAACUUGGUUAAGACAGGGGAGCACAGUUGGUCUUUGGCAGAGCUGGUCCAUGCUGUGGUCCUAUUGGCCCAUUUCCAUGCCCUGGCCAGCUUUGUGUUUGGCAGUGGCAUCAACCCCCAGGUGGACACACCAAACGCCAAUGGCUUCCAGUCAGUCUACAUCAGCAACUACUGUACAUGUGACCUGGCCAGCGACCAUCACCUGGACCGAGAUCUCAGCAGCACUAGCCCAGAGACCACAGACUCGGUCAGUGAGUUGGAGGCGCUGAUGGACAGAAUGAAGAGGCUGCAGGAGGAGAGAGAGGAGGAUGAGGCCUCGCAGGAGGAGAUGGCCACACGCUUCGAGAAGGAGAAGAAAGAGAGCCUUCUGGUGGGCUCUGGAGAUUUGGAGGAUGAGGUGAUGCCCACAUCCAAAGUGUCUCGGUUUGUGGAGGAUGCCACCUUUGGGUACCAGGACUUUGCUCGACACGGGGAGGACAAUCCACCAACAUUUAGAGCACAGGACUACUCGUGGGAGGACCAUGGUUUCUCUCUGGUCAACAGGCUUUAUUCAGACAUCGGGCUGCUGCUGGACGACAAGUUCCGGACAGCGUGUGACCUGACCUACUACAACAUGGCCAGUCAUGAGGACGUGGACACCACCAUGCUCCGACGUGCACUCUUCAACUACGUGCACUGCAUGUAUGGCAUCAGAUAUGAUGACUAUGACUAUGGGGAGGUGAAUCAGCUAUUGGAACGCAGUCUGAAGGUCUAUAUAAAGACCGUAACGUGUUAUCCAGAGAGGACCACUCGUCGCAUGUACGACAGCUACUGGAGGCAGUUCCGCCACUCCGAGAAGGUCCAUGUAAACCUACUCCUAAUGGAGGCCAGGAUGCAGGCAGAACUUCUAUACGCCCUGCGCGCAAUCACACGCUACAUGACCUGACCCUGACCAACCACAGCGGGCCAUCUGUCUCCAACUGACCAAUAGAAACCCCAGCCCUCAUCACCCCACCUCCCCCCAACACCACUACUGGCCUCUGGGAACCAGGAAACUGUCUCUCUACCAGGCACAUGUCUCUAACACUGGCCUCUUGCUGGUUGGGACUUUGAGGUAUUUUUAGCUUAGUGCCCUUUUACAGAGGAAGUAUGUGAAGAUGAAGGAAAUCCUGCUGUGAGUGUAUAAAAAUUGUGAAAACAGGGGUGCACGUUUGACUUCUCAUCCUUCUUUGCCAUAAUCAUAAUGCCAGUUUGGCUUGAAUGACAUUCAGUGAAGGGGUUGGAGUUCAUGACUAACUUUUUUAGAAAUAUUUAUCCAAGCAACCUCACAAAGUACUGUACUGUGCUCUAAGGAAGAUACUGAAUAGCCAGAAACAGUGUUGCACAACGUAGAAUAUACCUCUGAAUGUAAUGCCUUGAUUUGGUAAAGACCCACCAAUAUCAGGCGCUAGAUUAAAAUAUUAUCUGAUUGAGAGAGCAAGUCCUUUUGUGGCACUAUUUUAAAAAGUGCAAUAUUUCUCAUUUUUUGGGGCAAUUUUAAAAGUAGACUCAGCGAAAUGACGUUGCCAUGAGCAGCACCGCAGAUAUUGAGAUGAGCGAGAUGCAAGACUUCACUCUCACACAGUCACACAGUAUCUUCGCAUGUGUAUGGGUUCGCUUCACACUGUUACAGCGUUGGAGCCAGGAGACAAAAACAGAGAAGUUGAGCCUCGCGCUUCAAAACUCUUAGUUGUUGCAGAAAUUGACCCACUAUGCUGUUUUACUUUAUGCAUCUACGUCAUAUCGCUGAGUUUACCUUUGAAAGGCUGUGACAGAAUACUUUAUUUAUACCUUUGUCAAUAAAUCUGGCUAAUUAAAAUAUUUAUUGAGAACUAUUUAUCUGCAAUGUUUGUCCUAAUACAGAAUAUAUAUCACAGCAGGUAGCGCACAAGAUUUUGGGGCAACGUGAUCAGCAAUUUUAGGACUUCUCUCAUCCUGCUUGUGACACGUUUCUGUGCCAAAUGUUUCUCAUUGGGUCUGUAAGACAAUAAUUAAUAUUGCAUACUUGUCUAUAUUUCUACCAAAGAUGCAGUGUACAGUACAGAUGUUAGAUCCAUGAGACAUUUUCAAAACAUUUUUAUAUUCCAUUAGGAAGUACAUUUUAGAACUGUGAUAAGCUAUGUAGUGCUGGGAAUGUGCUAUUUUAAAAAAGAAUUACUGAAGGAUCACCCCAUGAGCGAAUUCCUAACACUAAAAUCUGCGCUGUUAACUUUGAGUCUCACUAGCAUUUAUUUUAUGCUUAUUUCUUCACCAGUGUAGGGUUGAAAAAAUCAUGGUGUUUUUGUGACUGAUUGUUGCUCUUUGCACAUCUAUAUCUACAAAUGUAGGACCUACUGAUGGCAGUGUCAAUCAUUUUUGCAGAUAUUUACUGUAGAAAACUUUACUUUGGUAAUUCCCAGCAAGAAAUGUCAGUAUUUCCUUAAAUCCUCUCCCUUCUCUCGAAUCUUUCUUGCAUUGUAUUUCUCAGAUGUGAAAUGUGUCAUAUAUUGUAGCAC
Coregonus clupeaformis (lake whitefish) is the source of this 3239-nucleotide messenger RNA. RefSeq names its product sestrin-3-like. The record is from RefSeq and is a predicted model, not a curated record. Gene Ontology annotation, cellular component: nucleus. The transcript is spliced from 10 exons. Gene Ontology annotation, biological process: regulation of response to reactive oxygen species; cellular response to L-leucine; positive regulation of macroautophagy. Gene Ontology annotation, molecular function: L-leucine binding; oxidoreductase activity, acting on peroxide as acceptor. Bases 197 to 1651 code for a protein of 484 amino acids. NCBI's taxonomy places the organism in Eukaryota, Metazoa, Chordata, Actinopteri, Salmoniformes, Salmonidae.